AAAGGGUGUUACUGUAUAUUCAUCAUCACUUUACCCAAAAAAUCAAAUCAUACAUGAACAUGAAUGAUCGUGUUCUUGGCGAACGUUGAUGUCUCUAGAAAUAAUAGCACACUACGAAUUACAAAAGCAACAGAAAAAGCUGAUUAAUCGAUCAAAUUCGGAUCGCCGGAGCGCCGUGGUGGCUUAAUGGCGACGUUGAGACAUUUCGCUUUCACCUUGUUUCUGUCAUUGCUCCUCACAGGCUCAAUAUCCAAUGUCGAGGACGAGCUCAGAUCAAACGGCAUGGAUCACUUAAGCUCCAAGAUCCGCACUCUUGAGAAUCGUAUCGAGGAGAAGAGUCAAGAAAUAAAGGGUAGGGAUGUGUUGAUUGCAGCUAAGGAGAUGACGAUCAAAGAAAAUUCACAGAACAUAGCCUCUUUGGAGAGUGAAAUUGCUUCUCUGCGAGAUAAUAGCAAUUCAAAUGCCGUGGAGCAGCUGGGUAAAGCUAAUGUGCGAGCGAGUGAAUUGGAAAGUCAGGUGGAAAAGUUGAAGAGAGAUCUGGCUAUUCAAAUCAAGGAUAAAGAACAAUUGGAAGCUCGAGCUCAUGAAGUUGGAAAAAUGGCAUCUGAAUUGAAUUCCAAAGCUGACAAGCUCGAGAAGAUUGUUGAUGAACAAAAAACUAAGUUGCGUAAAACAGAGCGUGCUCUUCAAAUAGCCGAGGAAGAAAUGAUGAAGGCAAAGUUUGAGACAACGUCCAAAACUAAGGAGUUGAUGAAGGUUCAUGGUGCUUGGUUUCCACCAUGGAUGGCUCUUCAUUUAACUUAUUGUCAGUCUCUUUUGGAAAAGAAAUGGAAACUGCAUGCAAAACCCGCUCUGGAGCCGUGGAUGCAGAAGGCUUUUGAGAAGAAGGCCCGAGCUGAAGAAUGGGUUGCACCACAUGUCGAAAAAAUGAGAACUGAAUGGUUACCUGCACUGAAGGAGAAGUGGGAUGACAAUGUUGAGCCGCAUGUCCAAAAAUUAACCAAAAAGGCAAUAGAGAUAUAUGAAGUUGUGGAUCCUUAUUUUCAGGGACUAAGGCGAGUGACUAGGCCAUACGUUACUCGGGUGGCCUCUGCAGCAAGACCUCAUGUUAACAGACUACAGGUUGCUGUGGAGCCCUACACGAAGGGGCCAGUCCGUGCAUAUGGGAAAUUCCUUGAGUCCGCGACUACAUACCAUUAUCAGGUUCAAGACAAGGUGCACGAGAAACUUAGAAGCCACGAGCUUACAAAACAUCUAGCAACAAAAGAGCUAGUUUGGUUCGCUGCCUCUGCGCUGCUGGCUCUGCCCGUCGUCUUCCUGUUUAGGAUAUGUUCUAUUGUUUUCUGUGGAAAAAAAUCACGAAAACUUAGUAGAAGAAGUGGUAGCUCGAGGAAUUACUAAGAGUCGAGAAGUAAGAGGUUGAAAUGUUUGGAAGGUGAAGCCCCCACUGCACUACUUUAUUAACUUAAUGCAAGGCAAGUUUUGGUCCAUUUGAACAAAGUACAUUUAUAUAUCAGACGGCCUCGUACAACAAUUCAAUUUUUGGGCAGGGGCGAUUGAUCGAUAUGAGUUUAUCAUAAUCUAAUUUAGUCAUAUAUCCCACUGUGUGUAAUUGUUUUCUUUCAUUUCUUAUGAAUUUAAUGAAAGUUUUUCAUAUAAAAAAUAUACUAUAUUUUAAGUAG
This is a messenger RNA of Salvia miltiorrhiza (redroot sage), 1682 nucleotides long. RefSeq lists its product as uncharacterized. The record is from RefSeq and is a predicted model, not a curated record. Bases 187 to 1401 code for a protein of 404 amino acids. The transcript is spliced from 13 exons. Lineage: Eukaryota; Viridiplantae; Streptophyta; Magnoliopsida; Lamiales; Lamiaceae.